Messenger RNA from Chironomus riparius, 366 nucleotides. Lineage: Eukaryota; Metazoa; Arthropoda; Insecta; Diptera; Chironomidae. The record is from the annotation of a GenBank genome assembly.
UCAGUCUCAGGUUUUAAAUCUUUUAAUCGAUUACGAUACACAGUGGUUAAGACAAUCAACAUGAAGCUUGUGGUUCUUUUAUUUUUAGCUGCAUUUUGCUAUCAGACAGUACUAGCACAAGACGAGGAAGCUCCUCAAGUUGAGGGUGACAUCGAAGAAUCAGACGCUGACUUGGAAGCUGAGCUUGGUGACAUUGCAAUCUCUGAGACGAUCGUACAGUUGCCAACUUUACCGCAAGAUAUUGACAGAGAGCAGACAUGGGAAUGCAUACCUAGAAUGAUCUACAGGAAUUCAUGUCAAGUCUGUAUAUGCAGUAGAAAUAGACAGCUUAAAUGUAAAAGACUUAAUUGUGCACCUGCUUUUUAA